Pogona vitticeps (central bearded dragon) is the source of this 1673-nucleotide messenger RNA. It is a transcript of the gene CD200, whose product is annotated as CD200 molecule. Lineage: Eukaryota; Metazoa; Chordata; Lepidosauria; Squamata; Agamidae. The record is from RefSeq and is a predicted model, not a curated record. Gene Ontology annotation, cellular component: neuronal cell body; cell surface; axon. Gene Ontology annotation, molecular function: cell-cell adhesion mediator activity. Gene Ontology annotation, biological process: negative regulation of neuroinflammatory response; heterotypic cell-cell adhesion.
AAAAGCUGUGAUACUACAGUCUGCUCAUACUUCACAAUUUUAGCCAAAGGCGGCAGCUGUUCUCAGAUGCAUGCUUUCUCCCAUUCUACAGUAUAAUGCAUGCCAAGGUGAAUGAUGGCAAAUAUUCUUUGUGGACUUUCCAGAGGUUGAGUCUGUGUAUCAUAUUAGUAGAGCUCUGUAGGACACAUGAAGACAUUUCGACACAGGACAAAGAUGUGGAACUGGGUGGCAAUGUUACCUUGAGCUGUACUCCAACAAAGCAUUAUGACACUGUUCAAGUUACGUGGCAAGAAAAAACUGAUCAAGGCAUUGAAAAUAUGGCAGUGUACAAUAAAACAGGUGGAAAUGUUCUUCCCCCGUACAAACAUCGAAUCCGUUUUGUAGCUCCAGGACUCAAUGAUACCGCCAUCACUUUUUGGAAUGUCAGCAUCCAAGAUAAUGGAUGCUAUUACUGCAUAUUUAAUACGUAUCCUUUAGGUCCCAUCUCAGGAAAUCCUUGUCUUUCUGUUUAUGACCACCUCCAAACAUUCCUACACUAUCAAAUCUUUGAUGGACAUUUGAAUGCCUCCUGCAUCGCAACUGGCUUCCCACGUCCUAAUAUCUCAUGGGUUGCAUCAGGAGCGGAAAAGAAUGAAAAGGAGGUCACAAAUCCCAAUGGCACAGUCUCUGUUAUAAGUAGCAUCCUUGUCAAUGUUUCAAGUUUGAAGCAACAGCCAAUCUGCAGAGUGACACACAGGAGAGAAGAGACAGAUCUCAAGAUACCAGAAGCAGAAAGAGGCUAUCUAGAUCCUGUGGUUCUAACUGUAUUGGUCCUUAUAAUUGUUGUCAUCCUGGUAAUUAUUGCAGUAUGUUGCUGGAGACGCCACAGAAAAAAACGCAGUGGGUUCUAAGUUAUUCUUCAAUCAACCAUUGGAUUUCAAAAACCAGACAAGUAAAGGCUUCAGUACCGCUAACAUCAGACUGACGUUACAACUGGUUUUAAGACAAAACAAUAAUCCAUCAGUCAAGUCUGGAAAAAGGUGGGAGGACAAGAGAGAAAACUUAGAAUGGAAAGAAUUUGUCGCUGACAUUAUCUCAACUCUCUUUAGGAACAGAAUGUCUGAAGCAUGUAAAUUUUAGAUCACAGCUUGAAAAAAAAUGCCUUUUUUUUGGACUACAACUCCAGACAGUGGAUGGUAGAAUUCCUAGAACUGUAGCCCCCCCAAAAAAAGUAACCCUUUCAAGCUUUUUUUGAGGUGUACAAUGCAGUUUCACAGAUGGCACCUGAAAGCUAUAUUAGUCAAUCUCUGCUUUUACACAGGCAUUAGUUUCAUCCUACACUGUGCUACAUGGCUUUAUAUUGUGUUUCAGUGGUGUAACUAAUUUAUUUCAAACUCUGGAAUUAAUGCCUGAUUCCCUUAGACCCCAUGCACUUAGAUGAUAAUACAUAUUCCUUCACUUACCUUCAGAUAUGGGAAGUCAUGGUGCUGGAGCUCUCCUGCUUUCUCUGCAGAGGGGCCUUGGAAUUCUUGUCUUGUCUGGAGAGCAGAAGUGGCUACGUCUGCUUGUUUUGUUUUGAAAUUCUUGUGCUAAGUAUGGAGACAUUUGCUGCCUUUUUAUUUAAAAUAAACCAAGUAAAAUAAUCUUAAAAAAUAUCAGCAUGCAUUAUUUUAUAGAUCCCUUUGGUUUUUUUU